GCAAGAUGGCGGCGGAGCGGAUGUUCAACCGGCCGGUGUGCGUGCAAGUGAGGUGCCAGGGCUGCGAGGAGAGGAGAUUAAAUGUUCGUGUGAAUAUUGAGCUACUGUCAAUUUCUAAUCCUGUUCAUAAAAAGGAUUUAGCUGUUCGAUUGACUGAUGAUACUGAUCCUUUUUUUCUUUAUAACCUUGUCAUAUCUGAGGAAGAUUUUCAAAGUUUAAAAUCCCAGCAAGGUCUCUUGGUAGACUUCUCUGCUUUCCCACAAAAAUUUAUAGAUCUGCUUCAGCAAUGCAUUCAGGAACAGAACAAAGAUAUCCCCAGGUUUUUGCUGCAGUUAGUUUCUUCAGCAUCUGUUCUAGAUCACACACCUGUGUCUUUAAAUGUAGUGGAGACCAACCCUUUUAAACAUCUUACCCAUCUCUCUCUAAAAUUCCUACCUGGAAAUGAUGCAGAAAUCAAGAAGUUUUUAGCCAGCUGUUUGAAAUGCCUUAAGGAAGACAAAAAGAUUUUGGAAGAAAAGCUUAGAAAAACUGAGGAGGAUCUUACCAGACAACUGAGCUACACUCAACAGAGCUUGUCAGAGAAGAGCCGAGAACUAGACAAACUGAAAAACGAGUGGACGUCAGUCACUACAGCUAUAACAAACAAACAUACACAGGAGCUGACAAAUGAAAAGGAAAGAGCUCUGCAGGCACAAGCUCAGUACCAACAACAGCACGAACAACAGAAAAAGGAAUUGGAAAAUUUGCAUCAGAAAAGUAUUCAACAGUUGCAGAACAGGCUCUCAGAACUAGAGAUCAUCAAUAAAGAUCUAACAGAAAGGAGAUACAAAGGAGACUCCACAGUUAGAGAACUGAAAGCAAAGCUUUCUGGAAUAGAAGAUGAAUGUCAAAGAGCAAAGCAGGAGGUCCUGUCACUGCGUCGCGAGAACUCUACUCUGGAUGCUGAAUGUCAUGAAAAAGAGAAGCUCAUUAAUCAGCUACAGACACGAGUUGCUGUUCUGGAACAAGAGAUCAAAGAUAAAGAUCAACUAGUUAUUAGAACAAAAGAAGUUUUAGAUGCCACACAAGAACAAAAGGUGAUCCUGGAAGAGAGUACUGAGAAAAAACAAAAUCAAAUUGAAAAACUAGAGACAACAAUUAAGUCACUGUCAGGUGAACUUCUUAAGGCUAAUGAAAUUAUCAAGAAGUUACAAGGAGAUUUGAAAACUCUAAUCAGUAAAUUAAAAUUGAAAAAUACAGUAACAAUUCAACAAGAAAAACUAUUGGCAGAGAAAGAAGAGAGACUUCAAAAAGAACAGAGAGAACUGCAGGAGAUGGGACAAUCUCUUCGAACCAAAGAGCAGGAGGUUUGCAAGUUACAAGAACAGCUGGAAACUACAAUACAAAAACUAGAAGAAAGUAAGCAGUUACUGAAAACCAACGAAAACGUAAUCACAUGGUUAAACAAACAGCUGAAUGAAGUUCAGAUGGGCAAGAAGCUGGAGACUUCUCCCAGUACACAUGGUGCUGGUAGGACUGCCAUUUCACCCCAUGGCAUGCCUGAUCGACCAUCCUUUCCCAGCUUAGGAAUGAAUCAUUCCAUUUCUCCUUUGUAUGCCUUCCAGAACUUUCUGGAACCAGCACACCACAAAACCAUCAGCUCACAAUGUCCAGUACCAAAGGUUCAGUUUAACACACAGCUUUCUAAAAUGAAUCCAUGUUCAGAUGUUCAGACAGUGACUGCAACAAGUCAUCCAGCAAAUAAGGAGAACGGUGAUAAUUUGGGGCUGGAAUCAAAGUAUUUAAAGAAAAAAGAUGACAGCAUUCCUUUAAGAGGGCUUAGUCAAAAUACACUCAACUCAGAGUACCUGAAACCAUACGUGCCAACCAAAGCCCAGCCGGCACCACGAGCUGCAGGAACACCAGCUUCCGCUUAUUUUCCUGGAUAGAAGACAGGGCUCUUAAGGUGGACUGAGUUGAUUCAGCUUACCUGGGCUCAAAUGCUAGAAUUGUGUAACAGCUUCAUUCUGUGCCAUCUCUACGGGGACAUUGACUAAAAGGACUGGCCUGCAAGUACUUGUAACAUACAACAUAUACUUUUAUACUUAUUUUUAUAUUUUAUACCUUUUAACCUUAGUUAUUUAAGAGCAUCCAGAGGAUUGUAUAUUUAAGGGGUUUGUUUUACGGUGCAAAAUGUGUAUAUUUGUUUAUAAAUUAGCACCACGUUAAUGUAUAUUCACUUUUUUAGCAUGUCUAAGUUUCAAUGGAAAUAUUAAAUUUUUUUUUCACAAAAAACUCUGGUUAGUAAUGUUUUAAGAGUACUAAACCAACACCCCCCUGUACUGACAUGACAAGAUGAGGUAAGAGCUAAAGCAGUACCGUUUUGUUCACCUUACCUUCCUCUGGAGUUUUUUCCCAGCCCAGCAGUGCUUCAGGAGCAGCACUGAGGU
Molecule: messenger RNA, 2429 nt
Organism: Apus apus (common swift)
Lineage: Eukaryota; Metazoa; Chordata; Aves; Apodiformes; Apodidae
Gene: SASS6
Product: SAS-6 centriolar assembly protein
Exons: 18
Coding region: 6-1928 (640 amino acids)
Biological process (GO): centriole replication
Cellular component (GO): centriole; centrosome
Source: RefSeq, a predicted model, not a curated record